AUGAUUCUUUUCAGGGCAUCCUCUACACAUGCAGCGCAUAACAGUCAGACAAAGCAAAGCGGCUCCCCCAGAUUUUUUGUUUGGUUCAUCGUCGAUUUGAUUAUCAUGAUACUCACGACAGUGGGUGCUGUCAUCUUAAUUCAUAAAAUACCUACAAUGAGCAAAUUCUUCAUAUAUGUGGAAUACAUUCUUCUAUCAGUUACUGGCGUCCUAAUAAUAGUAUUUAUAUUUGUGAGAAAAAUUCGGUCAAACUAUCUUGCUACUCGUAUGGUGCUUGAAACUGUGGUUUUACUCUGGUCUGUGAUCUUUGCUAUCGUUUUCAAAUCAACUGAAUGGACACAUGAGUUGAUAUCACUGGGUAUUACGAUUGCGAUAACAAUUUUGGCGGUCAUUCUGAGUUGGAAACUAUCACCAUUGAAUAGGAAGGGGUUUAUCGUUUUCAUUUCAAUAUCAAUCGCCGUUGCUGUUUUGGCCAUCAUCGCGGUGAUUUGUUAUUACUUCUUCUGCAAGGAAGGUGAUUUAAAAGGAAAGAUAAGCUGCUUUGCGAUGGUUGUUUUAAUCGAUCUAUUUAUAAUCAUUAUCAUGUUCACUUGUGUCAGUGUCCAUUUAUAUGUUCAACUUGUCCCAAGGCAAUCACAGUAA
Messenger RNA from Trichobilharzia regenti, 642 nucleotides. The record is from the annotation of a GenBank genome assembly. NCBI's taxonomy places the organism in Eukaryota, Metazoa, Platyhelminthes, Trematoda, Strigeidida, Schistosomatidae.